AUGGCAUGCAGCCAAAAGCUUCGCCCAACGUAUAUGACUUCUAAUUUCACCAUAAAUACACAAGCACCAAGAACAACACACAGUUCAAAAGAGUUACUUGGGAUUAGUUUAAGUUUUGGAGAGAUGGGUCUGGUCAUGAGGUUUGAUGCUUACUUGAUGAUUGUGAUAUUAAUGGGUUUGGAGUAUGCAAUAGGCUUAUCAAAUGGGUACAAGUUCAAUGUUGGUGGGAGAGAUGGUUGGAUCCUUGCUUCUUCCGAGGACUAUUCUCAUUGGUCUCACAGAAACCGGUUUCAAGUCAAUGACACUCUUUAUUUUAAGUACGCUAAAGGAAAAGAUUCAGUGUUGGAGGUGAGUGAAGAAGAGUACAACACAUGCAACACAACUAACCCCAUAACCUCCCUAGGAGAAUCUCUCUUUGUGCUUAGCCGCUCAGGUUCGUUCUUUUUCAUUAGCGGCGACUCGGAAAAGUGUCUCAAAGGCCAGAAGCUAGCUGUCAAGGUCAUGUCCACCAUCCAUCACAGUCACAGUCCUCGUCAGCCAUCUCCCUCUCUCCUGUCCAUCAGGCUUUGUUGUCUCCAGGGCCUUCUCCACAGGAUUGGUUUUUUCUGA
Molecule: messenger RNA, 609 nt
Organism: Eruca vesicaria subsp. sativa (arugula)
Lineage: Eukaryota; Viridiplantae; Streptophyta; Magnoliopsida; Brassicales; Brassicaceae
Source: the annotation of a GenBank genome assembly